Penicillium manginii is the source of this 549-nucleotide messenger RNA. RefSeq lists its product as uncharacterized. Bases 1 to 549 code for a protein of 182 amino acids. The record is from RefSeq and is a predicted model, not a curated record. Lineage: Eukaryota; Fungi; Ascomycota; Eurotiomycetes; Eurotiales; Aspergillaceae. The transcript has 3 exons.
AUGAACUUAGAUACCCCAACGGGCCAAUUCAGUCAGUCGAAUCCGACCGGGGCCGGUAAGGUUUACGUUACUCACACCCCACGCCGAGAGGCUGGGCAAAGACAUGGAACAGGUACUUCUGAAGGCGAGGCGGUAGGGGUGCGCGAAGGGGUGGGGAUUGGCCAAUUAUCGAUGACGCCGAGUCAGAUUUGUGGCGUGAUCAGCCCAGAGGAUCUGAAGCGGCGUGCGACUUUAACUCACGAGGCGUUGUACCCCAAUAUUUUCCAGCCGCACUGGGGACAGGGCCCAGCAGAUAAGUGUCUGGCCGGAUCUCCGCUCAUCAAGGUUGAAGGUAUGAGGAAUUUGAACGUCAUGCAGGUUAUAGAGAUAGUGAAACUGUCGGUCGGUGUCCGCACACUUCCGAGGUUCCCCUUUGACAACAUCGGGGGGAAGAGGAAGAGGGGCGGAAUUUCUGGGCGGAAGGAGGAAAUCCGAGCGAUGUCUCACGGUCGGUUUGGCAGUGGCUUUGUCGCUCAGUGGAGUGCAUUGGGCAUCACAACAGACGUCUGA